AUGAAAUUAAAAUAUAUUUCAAUAUUUAUUUUAAUUAUUUUAUUGGCUACUUUUGUAUUAUCAUUAAGAGAUUUAAAUAAUGAUAUUUGGGAUGAAAAUAAUUUAAUUGAAUCUUUAAAUUUAAAAAAAUUGGAAAAUUCACAACAAAAAUAUUUUUCAACAAAAUAUUUAUCAAAUAAAUCAAAAUUAAAUAAAUUAUUUGGAUAUAGAAUUAUGUAUAUUUGUAGUAAUGAGUCAUUACCUAUUUUAUAUAAAUUAGAAGGAAGUGUUCAAAAAUGUCCCGAUAAUUAUACUGUUGCCGUUGGAAAAUAUAGAAAUGCUCAAAAUGAGACUGGAUGGGGUAUUCUUGAAGUUGAAACCUUUCCAAAUUUUCCAGUAGAAAUGCAGGCAUAUGCAGCUGGACUUGUUGAAGGUUUAUUAACAAAAGUACAAAUUCACUAUCAUUAUUUAAAUACUGUUAGCCAAUUAUGUAAAAAUGCUAAAGAAUAUUGUUUAAAAUUAUUUAACUAUCUUAAGUUGAAUUUAGAAUGGAUUGAAUCACAGGUUAUGUCAAACCCUCCAACAGAUUUAUAUUGGCGCCAUGUUAAUUUAACAUAUACCCAACUUACUGGAAUUCAAGAUGGUUAUGGCCCAGAAAAACAAUUUUAUUUUUCAAGAGUUAGAUUUGCAAUUACUCCAAUUUUAAAAAUACAAAUGGCCGGAGAAUUUUAUGAUUUGGAUAGAGUUUUUAAAAAACCUAAAACUAAUUAUUCUUCAAAUAGUCAUUGCUCUGGAUUUAUUAAAGUACUUGAAGGAAAUAAAGACAUGUCUGUGAAUUUUAUGAAUUAA
Molecule: messenger RNA, 828 nt
Organism: Meloidogyne enterolobii
Lineage: Eukaryota; Metazoa; Nematoda; Chromadorea; Rhabditida; Meloidogynidae
Source: the annotation of a GenBank genome assembly